This is a messenger RNA of Musa acuminata AAA Group (dessert banana), 1103 nucleotides long. RefSeq names its product protein RGF1 INDUCIBLE TRANSCRIPTION FACTOR 1. The coding region runs from base 72 to 800 and encodes 242 amino acids. The record is from RefSeq and is a predicted model, not a curated record. The transcript is spliced from 4 exons. NCBI's taxonomy places the organism in Eukaryota, Viridiplantae, Streptophyta, Magnoliopsida, Zingiberales, Musaceae.
UUAGACUUAUGCUAUCUAUCAUCUGAUUCCAGCAGCGGAAGCAAGCAGAGAGGAAAGGAAGGAUUUUUGUGAUGAUCAAGGUGGCGGUCAAUCAAGAAUCACCGUUCAGAGAGCUAAAUAUCAAGAACAGGCGAAUCAUGGGCGGAGGAGGGACGGCGGAGGAGAAGGGUAGGUGGCCGCGGUGGCUGCGACCGCUUCUGUCGACGAGCUUCUUCGUCCAAUGCGAGCACCACGCUGACUCUCACAAGAGCGAGUGCAAUAUGUUCUGCCUUGACUGCACGAACGGCGCUCUCUGCUCCCUCUGCCUCGCCCACCACCGCGGCCACCGCGCAAUCCAGAUACGGAGGUCUUCCUACCACGACGUGAUCAGAGUUUCCGAGAUCCAGAAGGUACUGGACAUCACCGGCGUGCAGACGUACAUCAUCAACAGUGCCCGUGUCGUCUUCCUCAACAAGCGCCCACAGCCGAGGCCCGGCAAGGGCGUCACCAACACCUGCGAAGUCUGCAAUCGGAGCCUCCUCGACUCCUUCCGCUUCUGCUCCCUCGGCUGCAAGAUCACCGGUACUUCCUCCGACUGCCGCAAGAAGAAAAAGACGAAGAACAAGAAGAAGUCAACGGCCGAAUCAGACUCGGAGGAGUCUUACUUGAGAAGCAGCAGCCCCGGUUACGAGAGGAGAAACGUGACACACAGCUUCACACCAUCGACGCCGCCGCCGACCGCCGCCAGCUUCCGCACCGCUAAGAGAAGGAAAGGCGUCCCCCACAGAGCCCCCUUCGGAACCCUCCUACUGGGGUUCUAAGCCCAGUCCCCCAUCACUAUUAGAUACCAUGAAGUAGUAUCAUCAUCAUAUAUUUGUCACCAUAGUAGGCUCGAUCGAAACAGUAUCACCUCUCUCUCUCUCUCACACACAGACACCAAUUCAUGGUUCCUAGGAAGCACAUGUAUGGUAGUGAUAUAUAGCUGGUGUUAGGCCCAUUACAGAGGUUGUGUGUGUAUAAUAGAUAGGAAAAGGUUGUAGUUGCAUUGCAGUUUAGUAACGUGAUAUGUGAGUGUAGAUAUUGAAGGGGGUGGUAACUAAAGAGGAAUGCGUAGUUUGCUUGCA